Lottia gigantea (owl limpet) is the source of this 324-nucleotide messenger RNA. RefSeq lists its product as hypothetical. The coding region runs from base 1 to 324 and encodes 107 amino acids. Lineage: Eukaryota; Metazoa; Mollusca; Gastropoda; Lottiidae. Gene Ontology annotation, cellular component: membrane. The record is from RefSeq and is a predicted model, not a curated record. The transcript has 3 exons.
AUGUUAUUUGAAAAAGACGCUGGUCAUAAGAAAUUUAUUGAAGAUAUUUACGAAUGUCAAUCACGAGGUAUCCCAGGUGGAAACUGGGCACAAGCUUCACGACCCUGGUCAGAUGUUAAAGGUGAUGAAUGUCCAGGCAGAGAUGAUAUUAAACUAACAGAAGGUUGGAAAUGGGAUAAUGAUUGGCAGGUGGAUUUGAGUCGAGCUGUUGAUAAGAGGAGGGUGGAUUUAAAAGUUUUUUUUAUAUUACAUAGAAAGGCUGGAUUAUGUUCAGAAUGUUUUUAUUUUUGUCAAAUUUUAACAAUACAGACUACUCUAGAAUGA